This is a messenger RNA of Serendipita indica DSM 11827, 3954 nucleotides long. The record is from the annotation of a GenBank genome assembly. Lineage: Eukaryota; Fungi; Basidiomycota; Agaricomycetes; Sebacinales; Serendipitaceae.
AUGGCGGCCCAGACGUCUCAAAAUUCUACUCCAACAACUUCUUACCCCUGGUAUUCGCUCUUUAGAUCGUUUGGGACCAAGGCCCCGACUACGCCGUCUAUCCAGGAGCAGUCGGCAGCCAAGGGAGAUUUCAAACGGAGACGCUCACCAGUUCAGGAAACAGAGGAUGAGAGUCCGCAGAAGAGGAUUAAACGCUCUAGUCCUCCCAGGCAAUCCAGCGCUUUACCGUUGGCAUCCAAUUUCCAGCGGGAAGGCUCCGUCAAGAAAUUGACGUUAGAUUCUGUCCAGAGCUUGGGAGCUGCCAAAUCGUUGCGCAAUGCGGCCCCUUCAGAGGCGACGUUUGCAAGUGGACGGACUGGUUUAUCUCGUGCUCCUUCCACGGGACUUUCUGUCCACAUGAACCGCUUUAGUUUGCAAACUCCGCGCCUCGAGACGCCCGUGAAAGAAACCAUCCAAAUUCCUGCCCGCGUCGCUGGAGUCUCGCAAAAGGCGUACAACGUCAAUCGUUCCAUCGCACAAGCAGAUUCUCUUUCUUUUCCAACACAUCGUGCCAGCUCGACCACCCCCAUGCUCGAGGAUCGUGCGAGCGUUCAGCGGCAGUCUACACCAUCGGGAGCUAGCUUUGGUCCAAUGAAGCAGCCAUAUGAAGCCAGAUCCACCACUUCAUUUGGCAGGUUGUCGCCCUCCUCCCCGCCUCAAUCAAAGCCUGCUCUCGAGCGCCACUCAGUCAGCGCUCCCUGGGCUGGCCGCAAUGGUGCACACCAACCUCACCGACUGGGAAAUGGCUCGCUUUCCAGAAACCGAACAACCUCGUUGCUCUCCGUUGCAUCACAGUCUGAAGCGCCGUCUGUGACCUCUGGACACGAGGAGCGGACAACUCCAACGCCCAAGGAUGGAUCAGUGUCCUCUCCACCAUCUGUUACCUCUCCAUCCGGCUCGUCGGUUGGCAGCCCACCACCUACCACGGUCCCCCUUUCCAAAAUGGUAGGACAUGCCGCGCGUGCAGUCAGGUCGGUCAAGCAGCUAGAUACUCCCCUCAAACAUUCGAGGUCAUACAGCCAGCCGUACGCGUACAAAGUCAAGGUGCCCGUCCCCAGCCAGACCAACUCUGUCGCAAGUUACGAACGCAGUUCCGACGCGAGCAGCACACACGCCCAGAUUGCUUCGUCCACUGCUAGGCUCAAGAUGGAACGCGCUGGAGCUCCUUAUGCGGUCGCACAGGAUAACGUCUCUUCACGAAGCAAAAAGAUUCUGGAAAGGCGGAGGGAAGAGGAGCAAGAGAUUGAUACAAUGGAAAUGGACGACGAUCUCAAAGUUGAGCCUAUCAACAAGGGCAAGGAAAAUGCGGCGCCAGAAUCUGUCCCAAUGUCCGAGGACGGCGCGACGGAGACGAGCACAGAGUUGGGUCGCGGCAUCAAAUCACGCAUGGGGCCUCUUUCCAGCGAGGCUACUAGUGUUGCCUCUUCUCGGACUGCUGGUCGUUCGCAGCUACGCGUUGGACGAGAGAAGCUCGGGCACGGAACGUCUGCUAGCGUGUCUUCUGCGUCUGGUGUCGAAAGGCGAUCGCGCAUCGCGUCAGCUGACCUCUCCUCUCGCUUCAACCCAAGUGCCAACGAGCGUUAUCAAAAGACGCGGUCGACCGGUCGAUUCUCUGCACCUCCUGAUGACUAUGAAGAUGUCGUGUCGAAACCCAGCGCACCACAGGAGAUGAGAGCGACUCCAGCUUUGGUCAUUCCCAGGUUGCCAACUCCCGAGGAAACGCGUCUGCCUGCGUCUGAGCCUAUGAACAUUAGUCCAGUCAAGGAAACGGCCACGAGUGGAGAUGUGAACGUCGAUAUGGCCUCUACCACGCCCACAGAGUCGUCGGUGCGCAAUGCGUUCAAAAUGACCCCUAUCACGGCGCCGGCUCCUGAGGAAGUCAAGUCUGUCGUUGACCAUAGCUGGCCCGAAGUCAAGCCACUCGUCCCGCCCGUCAAAGUAUCUGCGCCGACCGAACCCUCACCGGCUCCAGUGGCACCUGUUUCCUUUGGCUUUACACCCAGCAUUCCUGCGACGACUUCAGCUCCGGUUGCGCCACCGCCUCCAGCGCCCGUUCCUGCAGAACAGAGUAGUGCAAAGUCGGAGAGUAAAUCUGUAACAGGUCCUACUCCUUCGCUUUUUGCGUUUGCGCCCCCGAAACCAGCCGAAACAGCGCAAGCUGACAAGCCUGCACCGGCUUUGGCAGGAUUCAGCUUUGGAACUCCGCCUACUAUCCCAACCAAGGCACCUACCCCUGCAGCGCCGUUCUCUCUCGCUCCACCACCAACCGUGGUAGUCACAGAGCCACCUAAGACGACCUUCUCCUUUGGUGCUCCCGCUGUCGAGCCAACAAAGCCCGGUGCUCCUGCUGGAUUGUUCGGACCUGCAGUGACUCCGGCAGCGGAACCUCCCAAGCUGUUUAGCUUUACGCCUGCGCCAGUCGCGGAACCACCCAAGACGACGGGAUUCUCGUUUGGCCAACCUCAGCCCGCGAGCACGCCGAGUCCAGUCAAGGAGCCAGUACCAGAAGCGAAGGCCCCAUUGGCUCCGUUUUCGUUUGCGACUCCGACACCAGCGGCUUCUGCUUCAGUCUCUACAACGCCGGCCACGCCAGCCACGCCUUCGCCUGUGAAGCCUGCCUUCUCGUUCCCUGCGAGCACGCCCACCGUUGUUCCUGGCCUCAAUCUGGGUGCAGCCACGCCCUCUUCGAGCCCAUUCUCCUUUGCCGAGUCGCCUAGCCCAGCAAAGAGCACUCAGGAGGCUGUGGAUCUUAGUACCCCGACGAAGAGUACACCAUUCAGCUUUGGAACUCCGUCGGCUACUCCAGCCACGCCUACACCGGCUCCCUUUUCGUUUGGAAAUCCACCCUCGACCACGCCCUCUGCAACCCCUGCGUCACAGCCAUUUACAUUUGGGGCUCUCCCAUCUACGACGCCCGCAUCUACGACCAAUACUCCAUUUACAUUCGGCGCGCCGAGUGCAGGAAAUACCUCUACCACUCCAGCGGCUACGCCUGCUCCCGCGUCUAAUGGCUUCUCGUUCUCGUUUGGCAGUAGCACCAACAACCCAUUCGCAUCCACGACGCCAACGGCACCCAAGACGUUUACGUUUGGUGACAGUCAAGGGCCUACGACUGCUCCCCCAACGUUUCCAUUCUCAAAGGCGCCUGGUGAUGCGACGCCGAAAGGCAAAGCCCCAGAGUCUACCCCCUUCACGUUUGGCCAACUUGCUCCUCCCAGCAGUGCUCCUCCGACCGGCGGAUUCUCCUUUCCUCCCUCAAACAAGUCUGGUCUCGUCUUCCCGACUGGACCCACCACACCACUCGGGAAGACGCUCGAACUAGAUAGUAUGGACGCAAGUCCUAUUCGUGGAGGUGGAAAUGGGCCGAGCAAUGGAACCGCAGCUAGUUCCUUCACCGGAGCCAGCAGCCAACCCUUCAACUUUGGCCCUAGUCCUGCUCCAAACAGCGCUCCGCCAUUCGCCUCUAGCAGUGGAUUUGGAUCGCAGAGUGGGCCCGGCUUUGGAGGCUUUGGCAAAGAUUCCGCACCCAACCCAACACCUGCUCCGUUUAGCUUUGGCAACGCGAGCGGUUUCACGGCGCCUGCUCCCACUCCUACGACUCCAUUCGCUCAGACUAGUGGUACUGGAUUCGGGUCUGGCGGGUUCUCGUUUGGUCAAACGACUGCUGGUGCGACCGCGAGCCCGUUUGGUCAGCCGCAGGCACUUCCGUCCCCCUCCGUUGGUGGCUUUACGCAACUUGCUUCGCCAGCGGCUAGCCCAUUCAAUGCACCAGCCCCGCUUGCUGGCGCCGCAGAGGGGUUGCUGCUCGGUCCCGGCGAUCGCAAGAUUGCUCCCAUGCCCAAACCACGAAGACAAAGAACCGAAGCCGAGAGGAGGGCUGGUUUGCAAAAGUUCCAUCAAAAUAAAGGACCAUAG